Molecule: messenger RNA, 1806 nt
Organism: Adineta ricciae
Lineage: Eukaryota; Metazoa; Rotifera; Eurotatoria; Adinetida; Adinetidae
Source: the annotation of a GenBank genome assembly
AUGAAUACUCCAGGAAAUUUACCAACUACAUCGCCAACAUCUUCAUCGCCUUCAUCGGCUGCCGUUUCAACAACAAAUCUCGAUAAACAUGAACCCGAUCCAGAUGCAAUUAAGAUGUUUUGUGGACAAAUUCCGCGUAAUAUGCACGAAGCAGAAUUACGUGAUAUGUUUGAACAGUUUGGUCCUGUCUUUCAACUGAAUGUUCUACGUGACAAACAAACUGGUGAAUCCAAAGGUUGUUGUUUCGUUACGUUUUAUUCGCGAAAAUCAGCAUUAGAUGCACAAAAUGCUCUUCAUAACUUGCGUACUUUGAAUGGAAGUCAUCAUCCCAUACAAAUGAAACCUGCUGAUACAGAAAACCGAAAUGAACGAAAACUAUUUGUUGGAAUGGUCUCAAAAAACCUUGAUGAGCCAAACAUUCGUUCACUUUUCCAAUCGUACGGAACGAUCGAAGAUUGUACAGUAUUACGAGAUGCUAAUGGCAAAAGUCGAGGAUGUGCAUUCGUAACAUUUCAAAAGCGACAAUGCGCUUUGAAUGCAAUCAAAUCAAUGCAUCAAUCUCAAACAAUGGAGGGCUGUUCAUCUCCUUUGGUAGUAAAAUUCGCUGAUACACCCAAAGAUAAAGAAACCAAAAAGAUUCAACAGCAAUUUUCUACACAUAACAAUGGUUUGAUGCAGCAGUUUCCUCCCGGAGCUUCGAUGCCUAAUCCACAACACAUGAACACGUAUAACUUUCUACCUGAAAUAGGUAAUUUAGUAUUUUUACAGCAAUUAUUCAAAAGUUAUGGUUUUCUUGGAAACAACGGUACAGCAAUAAAUUUUGGGGCAUUAAACAAUCUUUUGCAAAUGUUUUCCAACAAUGUGAACUUAAAUGGGAAUAAGCCAUCUCUUUUACCACCACCACAGGGUCCUGGUACUUCAACAAAUAUGAAUUUGAGUUCACAGCAUGGUAGUACUCAGUCGUUAAAUGUUCAAGAUCAACAGCAUACACUUACUUCACCUCGCGCACCUGCUGCCAAUGCUAACAACGGUACAUAUAGUAAUGAAACGUCAUUACUUAUGUGUGGAGCCGGUCCGUACAAUAACAGCGGUCCUAAUCCUAACAAUGCAUCUGGACCACCAGCCUCUCAUCAUAACCAAAAUGGUGCUUUGACACCAUCAGUUGCUACAUCUGGAACCAAUCCAUAUACGCCGGCAAUGCCAUCACUCUAUACAAAUACCGGAAAUCCGUUAACCAAUGGAGGCGCAGAUGCUCAUCAUAAUUUACAAAAUCUUGUUGCUAUGUCACAAGUGAACAAUGGAGGUAUGCUCCCAACAAAUAUGCAUCCAAGUCCAACUACGAAUUCCUCGACUGCACCACAAGCUUCGUUUCCUGUUUUCCCAUCACAAUCCUAUAUCACUUCGCAAGUCGCUGGCAAACAUAUUGAAGGCCCCGAUGGUGCUAAUCUAUUCAUUUACCACCUUCCACAAGAAUACAAUGAUACAGAUCUAGCACAAGCUUUUGCACCUUAUGGGCCAAUCAUAUCCGCUAAAGUAUUCGUUGAUAAAACAACAAAUCGUAGUAAAUGUUUCGGUUUUGUGAGCUUUGAUAAUCCAGCAUCAGCUCAAGCAGCGAUUAAUCAAAUGAAUGGUUUUCAAAUAGGGAUGAAACGACUUAAAGUUCAAUUGAAAAAGCUGCGAAAUGAGACAAGUAACACCAGUAACAUCAAUAGCCCCAGUCCAAAUCAAACUCAGACAGCAGCUAGUAAUAGUCCUAACAACCAUAAUGGAAAUUCACCCACAACGUCAAAGAAAUCCACAUAUUAA